UUAUUGCGUCAGCUUGUGCUUGCCCGGUGGUUACUUUACCUUUAUCUAUCGCCGUUGAUUCUCUUCUAGAUCGCGCCCAAUCUUGUUUUUUUCCCUUUCUCAUUUAUUUUCUUUCUUCUUCUGUACCUAGGUAGGUCGGAGGAAGUCCGGCUCACCCACCGCACGUCUUUCACAAUGCCCAAGCUAGACGUGGAAAAGACCAUUGAGGAACUUACGAUCGGGGAGAAGAUAGCUCUCACUUCUGGAAUUGACUUCUGGCAUACGGCUUCCGUUCCCCGCCUCAAUGUUCCCUCUCUGCGCAUGUCCGACGGCCCCAAUGGUGUCCGUGGAACCCGCUUCUUUAAUGGCGUGCCUGCGGCGUGCUUCCCUUGUGCCACAGCUCUGGGAGCUACUUGGGACGCGGAGCUUCUGUACAGUGUUGGUCAGUUGAUGGGAGAGGAAGCAAUCGCUAAAGGUGCCCAUGUCAUCCUGGGCCCUACUAUCAACACACAACGAUCCCCAUUAGGCGGUCGAGGAUUCGAGUCCUUUGCCGAAGAUGGUGUUCUCUCUGGUAUCUUGGCAGGUAACUGCUCCAAGGGUAUUCAGGAAAAGGGAGUAGCAGCCUGUCUCAAACACUUUGUGUGUAACGACCAGGAGCACGAGCGUUUGGCUGUCGAUUCCAUCAUCACGGAUCGUGCAUUGCGCGAAAUAUACCUUAUGCCCUUCCAUUUAGCGAUGCGCAUCUGCAAGACAGCUUGCGUUAUGACAGCAUACAACAAAGUUAAUGGUACACACGUGAGUGAGAAUAAGAAAAUCAUCACAGAUAUUCUCCGCAAAGAGUGGGGAUGGGAUGGUCUUGUGAUGAGUGAUUGGUUUGGUGUCUAUAGCACCUCGGAGGCAAUCAAUGCUGGUCUCGAUAUAGAGAUGCCAGGAAAGACACGCUGGCGCGGCGAUGCCCUGGCACAUGCCAUAUCAUCAAAUAAAGUUCCAGAAUUUGUUAUGGAUGAGCGUGUUCGUAACAUCCUGAACCUCAUUAAUUAUGUUGAGCCACUGGGUAUCCCCGAGGGUGCAGAGGAGAAAGUUUUAAACCGCCCCGAGGACAAAGCUCUGCUGCGUCGAGCUGCUGCAGAGUCCAUUGUACUCAUGAAGAAUGAAGAUAACAUUCUCCCCCUUAGCAAGGAAAAGUCCAUUGUUGUUAUUGGACCCAAUACCAAAAUUGCCGCCUACUGCGGUGGUGGCUCUGCAUCGCUUGAUGCGUACUAUACUGUGACCCCCUUUGACGGCGUGUCUGCAAAGAGCCAGGGCGAAGUAAAAUUCAGCCAAGGUGUAUACUCCCACAAGGAUCUUCCUCAGCUUGGUCCUCAUAUGAAGACCGAGGAUGGCAAGACUGGUUUCAUGUUCCGUGUUUAUGAUGAGCCCGCAUCCAGCCCUAACAGAGAGCUGCUUCACGAGCUGCAUCUUGUAUCUUCUCUCGGCUUCUUGAUGGACUACAGACACCCCAAAAUCAAGUCCUUUACCUACUAUAUUGAUAUGGAAGGUUUCUUCGCUCCCGAACAGGAUGGCAUCUACGACUUUGGCGUUACUGUGGUCGGAACCGGUAAGCUCCUCGUUGAUGGCGAACUCGUGGUCGACAAUUCCAAGAACCAGCGCCCAGGCUCUGCCUUCUUUGGCACCGGAACCGUGGAAGAGCGGGGAUCCAAGGAACUCAAAGCGGGACAAACAUAUAAGGUGGUCCUACAAUUCGGUAGUGCGCCUACUUCAGAUCUCGAUACCCGCGGAGUGGUGGUCUUUGGCCCCGGAGGCUUCCGUUUUGGCGCUGCCCGCCGUACAACCCAAGAGGAGCUGAUUUCCAAGGCAGUCGAGGCGGCUACCAAUGCGGAUCAGGUUGUUGUGUUUGCCGGUCUUACUAGCGAAUGGGAGACUGAGGGGCACGACCGAGACCACAUGGACCUGCCCCCAGGCAGUGAUGAGAUGAUCUCUCGCGUUCUUGACGCCAACCCGAAUAGUGUUGUCGUGAUCCAAAGUGGUACCCCGGUGACUAUGCCAUGGGUGAGUAAGUCCAAGGUGCUCCUCCAGGCCUGGUUCGGUGGAAACGAGUGCGGCAAUGGUAUUGCUGAUGUACUCUACGGCGACGUCAAUCCCUCCGGCAAACUCCCCCUCAGCUUCCCCGUCCGUCUUCAAGACAAUCCAGCCUACCUCAACUUCCGCUCAGAGGGCGGUCGUGUUCUCUAUGGUGAAGAUAUCUAUGUCGGGUACCGCUACUAUGAAAAGGUCGACCUUGCACCUCUCUUCCCAUUCGGCUACGGGUUGUCCUACACUUCCUUCUCUCGCUCCGACCUCAUCCUCAAUACUACUCCCGAACAGCCUAAGAUCGGUGAUGGCGAACCAAUCACCGCCACCGUGACAGUCACAAACACCGGUAAGGUUGCUGGUGCAGAGACCGUCCAGCUCUGGGUCAUCCCGCCAUCUACCAAUGUCAACCGACCUGUCCGAGAACUCAAGGGCUUCGCAAAGGUCACACUUGAACCGGGUGAGCAGAAGACUGUUGAUAUCGUUGUUGAAAAGAAACUAGCUACAAGUUGGUGGGAUGAGAAGCGCGAGAUGUGGGCCUCCGAGAAAGGCAGAUAUGAGGUUCUCAUUACGGGCACUGGGGAGGAAACUCUCAAGUCUUCAUUUACUGUUGAAAAGACCCGGUUCUGGAUAGGCCUGUAGAUACAUUUUUUUUUUCUUUUUCUUGAGCUGGCUUUCCACAAGUAAAUGAAGGGUAUGAAGAUGAGAAAUACAUCCAAUAAUCUUAU
This is a messenger RNA of Aspergillus ochraceoroseus IBT 24754, 2777 nucleotides long. Its product is annotated as beta-glucosidase H. The coding region runs from base 175 to 2691 and encodes 838 amino acids. The record is from RefSeq and is a predicted model, not a curated record. Lineage: Eukaryota; Fungi; Ascomycota; Eurotiomycetes; Eurotiales; Aspergillaceae. Gene Ontology annotation, molecular function: beta-glucosidase activity. The transcript has 3 exons. Gene Ontology annotation, biological process: glucan catabolic process.